AAGUGGAGACUGUCGAGGCUGCGGAAAUCAUUUUUAGUCAACGCUGAGUUCACCUGAUCCUUUCUGUUUAGUGUUUUUGUGUUCGCUCCAAACAAAACAGACCGUGAACGCAUCGCCGGGACCAGUUUUUAUUUAUUUAUUGAUUGUUUUGUUUCGGAGCUCAACUCUUCUUCACCCUCCUCAUGGACUCUGCAGAGGGUCAGCGGGGACGGGAGGGCGGCGGUCAGAGACGUUCCCCUCUCGACGUCAUCAUGAACCAGAUCCGCAGGAAACGCACGGCCUCGGACAGGAAGCCGCUGGGACGCUUCCUGUCCUGGACCUCGGACCGGAAGGGGAUCCCUGAGGACGGAGAGACGGAGGGCAGAGAGGAGGAGGGAGGACGGAGCUCAGGCGCCGCUGUGGCCGUGGAGAGCGAGCGCGACGUCGGCUGGGGUCGAGUGUGUGUUUUCCUGCAGAGGUUGGGGAAGAAAGUCGACAGCCGGAGCCUGAACCUGGCUCACUGUGACCUGACUGCUACAGACCUGCUGGAGCUAGCGACGUUGCUCGAGUUUCUCCCCCUGCUGGAGGAGGUGGACCUCUCCUGGAACGAGCUGAUUGGCGGAUGCCUGGCAGCGCUGACCUCUCACCUCCAGCGUGUGGGCGGGAUCAGAGCGCUGAGGCUCUGCAGCUGUAGGCUGAACGCUGAUGACGUCGCUGCGCUCGGUGAAGCUCUCGGCUGCGUCCCUCUCUUGGAGGUCCUCGAUUUGUCGUGGAACGGUGGCGUUGGGGGCGGCGCUUUGCAAGGCCUGCUGGGUAAACUUCACCCCACCCUGAGGGAGCUCCGCCUGGUGGCCUGCCGGCUCACUGCAGCUGAUGUUCCUGCACUGGGAGGGAUGGUGUCCGCUCUCCCCAGACUCAGUGUGUUGGACGUCUCGUGUAACCCUCAGCUCGCACAGGAAGUAGAUGUCGGCGGCUUCAGAGGGCUGACCUCCUCCCUCUCCCACGCCGCCUCCCUCACCACGCUGCGCCUUCAGGCCUGCGGUCUGACGACGGACAGCCUGGACGCUCUCAGUGGUUCGCUCCGCUGCCUCCCCUCACUGCGAGAGUUGGACCUGUCCUGUAACAAAAGUCUGGCUGGAGGCCUGAGCCGCCUCACCCUCCACCUGAGUCACCUGACUCAGCUGGAGAGCCUCGACCUUCACCUGUGCUGUCUCACGCACAGCGACCUGGAGGCCCUGAUCCAGGUGCUUCCCUCUCUGACGGCGCUGACGGAGCUCGACGUGUCGUCCAAUAAGGCGUCAGGGGGCGUGGUCCACCCGCUGGUCUCCGCCCUCCCUCUGACACAGAUGAGGCGUCUGCCGCUCAACAGCUGCAGCCUGAACGAGGAGUCCGUUACUGCUUUCGCUCUCGCCGUGCCGUACCUGCGCGGCGUGGAUGUUUCCUGGUGUAAAGUGGUCGGCGGUCGUUUAGCGCUCCUGCUGGACGCUUUGCAGCCGUCACUCAUCCUGGAGCUCCGCCUCAGCAGCUGUGCGCUCGCCACUGAGGACCUGCGACACCUGGCUGCCGUGUGCAGACGCGGCUGCCUGUCCUCUCUGCGGGUGCUGGAUCUGUCCUACAACGGCUCGGUAGGUGACGACGGCUGGUUCGCCCUGUUUGCAGCCGGAGGCCUGGGCUCGCUGGAGGACGUUGACCUCAGCCUCCGACCUUCGACCUCUGCUCCCUGCUCACGCUGGCUGCCGGCGCUGCUCACCGCUCUGCCUCGACUGCCUGCUCUGACUCGGCUGGCGCUGCGGCGGUGGACGAUGGGCUCUCAGGACAGACAGCAGCUGAACCACCGCCUGAGGAAGAGGAGCGUCCUGCUGGAGUGGGAUCCACCCAAUACAGAAUCAGCGUUUAAGGCGACCAGUCAGGAGAGUCCAGAGGAUAGUCAGCCUGAGGAGUAGGGACUCAAAAUCCUGAAGAUGCUUAGCUGAAAACACGAAUAAUGGACACCUGAAUUAAAAAAAACAUGACCAACACUCCAGACAGUCAUAUAGUUUUUAAUUUUUUAAAACACGGAGCACGAUAUAACACACGUCUGGGAAAAUAAUAAUACAGAAAAUAUUUUUUAUACAUUUUCUUUUGCUUUUUCAAAUCCGAACAGUAACAUGUAAAAAAAGGAAAUGACAUAAAGAAGCACAGAGCACAAAAUAUCUUGUUUAGUCUAUAAAUAUUGUAAUAAAAACAUGUUUUACUGAGUUAUGGUACCGAUAUCAUGAA
This is a messenger RNA of Micropterus dolomieu (smallmouth bass), 2238 nucleotides long. It is a transcript of the gene lrrc31, whose product is annotated as leucine rich repeat containing 31. The transcript is spliced from 10 exons. Gene Ontology annotation, molecular function: protein binding. Bases 183 to 1922 code for a protein of 579 amino acids. The record is from RefSeq and is a predicted model, not a curated record. NCBI's taxonomy places the organism in Eukaryota, Metazoa, Chordata, Actinopteri, Centrarchiformes, Centrarchidae.